AUGGAUGAUGAUAACGGAACAUCAGGGACUGAAUUUAUUUUGUUGGGAUUCUCACAUUUGGGGUCCUAUAAGCUCUCCCUCUUUUGGGGGGUGCUCUUUGUCUACCUGGUCACCCUGUUGGGAAACUCCCUGAUCAUCACCCUUACCCUGCUUGACUCAGCCCUGAGCACUCCCAUGUAUUUCUUUCUCAGACAUCUCUCUAUGAUAGAGAUUCUCUACACUACCACUAUUGUGCCCAGGAUGCUGAGUGAUCUCCUCUCCUCACAUCCUGUCAUCUCUCAUGCCAGCUGUUUCACCCAGAUGUAUUUCUUUAUCCUCUUUGGCAUUGCUGAGUGUUGCCUGCUCACUGCCAUGGCUUAUGACCGUUUUGCUGCCAUUUGCCGGCCCCUGCACUAUGCCACACUGAUGAACAGGCAGGUAUGUGUGGGUAUGGUGGGUGCUUCCUAUCUAAUGGGCAUCACCUCAGGCACCACUGAUGCGCUGCUCAUCUUUACCUUGCCUUUCCAUGGUUCCAAUAUUGUUCAUCACUUCUAUUGUGAUAAUUUGCCUGUUUUGAGGUUGGCCAGUGCAGACACAUUCUGGGGUGAAGUUGGGAAUUUUGCUAUCACCCUGCUCUUUAUCAUUACUCCCUUUGCCUUGAUUCUCUUUUCCUAUGUUCGAAUUCUCAUUACCAUCCUUGGGGUUGCCUCUGCUCAGGGACGACAAAAAGUCUUCUCUACUUGUUCUUCUCACCUAAUGGUGGUCAUCCUCUUCUUUGGGACUGGCACCAUUGUCUACACGAAACCUCGAGGCAAUGUUCCUCAGGACAUGGAUCAAAUCUUUUCCCUUUUCUAUACAGUUGUAACUCCCAUGUUCAACCCUUUUAUCUAUACCCUGAGGAACAAGGAGGUGAUGGGAGCUCUGAGGCGAAAGAUAACAAAACACCUUUGA
Messenger RNA from Monodelphis domestica (gray short-tailed opossum), 930 nucleotides. Its product is annotated as olfactory receptor 10P22-like. The record is from RefSeq and is a predicted model, not a curated record. Gene Ontology annotation, molecular function: G protein-coupled receptor activity; olfactory receptor activity. NCBI's taxonomy places the organism in Eukaryota, Metazoa, Chordata, Mammalia, Didelphimorphia, Didelphidae. Gene Ontology annotation, cellular component: membrane. Gene Ontology annotation, biological process: G protein-coupled receptor signaling pathway.